Xenia sp. Carnegie-2017 is the source of this 799-nucleotide messenger RNA. RefSeq names its product N-alpha-acetyltransferase 50-like. Bases 98 to 586 code for a protein of 162 amino acids. Lineage: Eukaryota; Metazoa; Cnidaria; Anthozoa; Malacalcyonacea; Xeniidae. Gene Ontology annotation, molecular function: acyltransferase activity, transferring groups other than amino-acyl groups. The record is from RefSeq and is a predicted model, not a curated record. Gene Ontology annotation, cellular component: NatA complex. Gene Ontology annotation, biological process: mitotic sister chromatid cohesion. The transcript is spliced from 6 exons.
AUUCAAUCUUCUCACGUGGGAAAUUGGGAAUGAGGAGGAAGGCGCUGAGGGGAGGUUUGCUCGCUAAAUUCGAAGAUUUUACUCAACUUCUGUAGAAAUGCGCAGGGGCAGGAUUGAACUAGGAGAUGUAACACCUCACAACAUCAAGCAAUUGAGGAAAUUAAAUUCUGUAAUCUUUCCAGUUAGUUAUAAUGACAAGUUCUAUAAAGAUGUUUUGGAGGUUGGAGAGCUUGCAAAGUUAGCAUAUUAUAAUGACACUGUUGUUGGUGCAGUAUGUUGUCGUGUUGAUCAAAUGGACCAUACAAGACGUCUUUAUAUUAUGACAUUGGGAUGUUUAGCACCUUAUAGGAAACUUGGAAUUGGUACAGUAAUGGUGGAACAUGUUUUAAAGAUUUGUGAGAAAGAUGGAAAUUUUGACAACAUUUACCUUCACGUUCAAGUUAGCAAUGAAGUUGCCAUUGAAUUUUAUAAAAAAUUCAACUUCGAAAUUAUCGACACGAAAAAGCAGUAUUACAAAAGAAUUGAUCCAGCUGAUGCAUAUGUUCUUCAAAAAACUUUACGAACGAAAAAAAAUUGUUCCAGCUAGUGCAUUUGCUCUUCAAAAAACUCUACAUCCAAAAAAAGUGAAUUAUGAACUUGACAGCCUUGAAGAUAAUUGAAAACAUCCUUCCUGUUGUGCCUGAUGAGUGAUUCGUUGCAAUUUGCCAUCCAUUCAUUUUAGGAAAGAAUACAAGUCCAUUGUAUGUCAUAUUUUCCUUCCUAAAUCAUUAUCAACCAUUGUUUAAUUUUCUCUUUUAAA